Molecule: messenger RNA, 2417 nt
Organism: Prunus dulcis (almond)
Lineage: Eukaryota; Viridiplantae; Streptophyta; Magnoliopsida; Rosales; Rosaceae
Product: subtilisin-like protease SBT3.4
Exons: 11
Coding region: 59-2380 (773 amino acids)
Biological process (GO): proteolysis
Molecular function (GO): serine-type endopeptidase activity
Source: RefSeq, a predicted model, not a curated record
AAUUUUCAUAUAUGCAUUUGGUAUAUUUUAUAGCAAGUGAUUUUUGACUUGAGACAAUAUGAGCAGCCCAAGUUCAGUACUUGCUAUACUUUGCCUUCUCUGCUUUCUUAAUGGCCAGGGAAUGAUAGCAAAGGUGGCUGCAAAUAGCCAAGUACACAUUGUUUAUCUGGGAAAGAGGCAGCAUGACAACCCCAAGUUGCUCACAGAUUCACAUCAUGAUUUGCUUGCCACCAUAGCGGGAAGCAAGGAAUUGGCCUCAGAAUUAAUGGUAUACAGUUAUAGACAUGGUUUCUCUGGGUUUGCAGCCAAGCUCACAGAGUCUCAAGCCCAAAAACUUUCAGAGCUGCCUGGUGUUGUUCGAGUCAUACCAAAUAGUCUUCACAAGCUGCAAACGACUAGGAGUUGGGAUUUUCUUGGCCUCUCUUCUCAAUCCCCUUCCAAUAUUCUUCACAAGAGCAGCAUGGGUGAUGGAGUUAUCAUAGGUGUCCUUGACACAGGUAUUUGGCCGGAGUCUGAAUCAUUCAAUGAAAAAGGCCUGGGGCCAGUUCCAUCCCACUGGAAGGGUGUAUGUGAAUCUGGAGACAGAUUCAAUGCUACAAAACACUGCAAUAGAAAAAUCAUUGGAGCCCGCUGGUUCAUCGAUGGACUUCUUGCCGAGUAUGGAAAACCACUGAACAGGUCUACGGAGUUCUUGUCUCCCAGAGACGCACAUGGACAUGGUACUCACACUUCUAGCACUGCAGCUGGUUCUUUUGUGACCAAUGUGAGCUACAAGGGCCUUGGUCAUGGGACAAUCAAAGGGGGUGCCCCAAAUGCUCGGUUGGCCAUUUAUAAGGUUUGCUGGAAAGUGCUUGGAGGCCAAUGCUCAUCAGCUGAUAUAUUGAAAGCUUUUGAUGAAGCCAUACAUGAUGGGGUUGAUGUGUUGUCAUUGUCAAUUGGGUCUUCAAUUCCCCUCUUCUCAGACAUUGAUGAGCGUGACGGCAUUGCAACUGGUUCCUUUCAUGCUGUGGCCAGGGGAAUUACUGUUGUUUGUGGAGCAGCAAAUGAUGGACCUUCAGCUGAGACGGUUCAGAACACAGCGCCAUGGAUCAUAACCGUAGCAGCAAGCACCAUGGAUCGAUCAUUUCCUACUUCGAUAACUUUGGGAAAUAACAAAACUUUCUUGGGACAAGCUAUGUUUACAGGGCCAGAGAUUGGAUUUGCAAGCUUGAUAUACCCAGAAUCCGAAGGGCUUGACCCUACUGCGGCAGGUGUGUGCCAAUCCCUGUCACUUAACAAAACUAUGGUAGCUGGAAAGGUGGUUCUUUGCUUCACUACAGUCAGUCGUAGGACAGCUAUAACAGGUGCUUCAGCAGCUGUGAAAGAAGCCGGCGGUGUUGGCCUCAUCGUAGCAAAGAAUCCAAGUGACGCCUUAUAUCCAUGUAAUGAAGACUUCCCAUGCAUUGAAGUUGACUAUGAAAUUGGCACCCGAAUACUGUUUUACAUCCGGUCUACCAGAUCUCCUCUUGUAAAAUUGAGACCUCCUAAAACAUUUAUUGGCAAGCCACUCUCAGCCAAGGUGGCUUAUUUUUCAUCUAGGGGGCCAAACUCCAUUACACGAGCAAUUCUUAAGCCAGAUAUAGCUGCCCCUGGUGUGAACAUUCUGGCUGCAACUUCUCCACUUGAUGCACUAGGGGAGGGUGGAUAUGUCAUGCACUCAGGAACAUCAAUGUCAACUCCUCAUGUCGCAGGCAUUGUGGCUCUUCUCAAAGCAAUGCAUCCCAAUUGGUCUCCGGCAGCCAUUAAAUCGGCACUUGUCACAACUGCAUGGAGGAAUGGCCCGUCUGGUUUACCAAUCUUCGCAGAGGGAUCGCCUCAAAAGCUGGCAAAUCCAUUCGAUUUUGGAGGUGGCAUUAUGAACCCCAAUGGAGCAGCAGACCCCGGUUUAGUAUAUGACAUAGGCAAAGCCGGCUACAUGCAAUAUCUCUGUGCAAGGGGCUACAACAACUCUGCCAUCUCUAGGCUUGUAGGGCAGAACACAAAAUGUCCCAUUAAGAAGCCCUCUAUCCUUAACAUGAACCUACCCUCCAUAACCAUACCAAGUCUCAAAAAUCCUAUCACGAUAAAAAGAAGUGUAACAAAUGUGGGAGCCCCUGAAUCCAUUUACAGAGCUACCAUUGAGACUCCAUUUGGUACAAUUGUAUCUGUAAAUCCCAAUGCUCUGGUCUUCAACUCUACAGUUCGAAAGCUCGAUUUCACGAUCGUCAUCUCCACGAUCCACAGGAUGAAUACUGGAUACUAUUUUGGAAGCCUUAGCUGGGCUGAUGGAGUGCAUGUUGUAAGGAUUCCUUUGUCUGUGAGGACAGAGUUUUUGCAACCUUAUGAUGCAAAUGAUGACUGAAUUGAAUAGUGAAAUGAUGGAGUGCAUUCACUUUAAG